Messenger RNA from Orycteropus afer afer, 909 nucleotides. It is a transcript of the gene RNF148, whose product is annotated as ring finger protein 148. Gene Ontology annotation, cellular component: nucleoplasm; cytoplasm. Lineage: Eukaryota; Metazoa; Chordata; Mammalia; Tubulidentata; Orycteropodidae. The record is from RefSeq and is a predicted model, not a curated record.
AUGAGCUUACUUACAACUACUCCUACUCAUAGUUCUGUUUCAUCUCGACUUUUGCGGCUUAGCCUCUUUCUACUACUUAGCCUUCCUGACUCAACAGGAAAAGCCAUCUGGACUGCCCACCUGAAUAUAACAUUUCAGGUAGGAAAUCGGAUUAUAUCCAAAUUAGGAGAGAGUGGAGUGUUUGGGAAUCACUCGCCUCUGGAAAGGGUAUCCGGUGCGGUGGCACUUCCUGAUACAUGGAAUCAGAAUGCUUGUAAUCCUAUGACUAAUUUCAGCAGGCCUGAGCAGGCAGAGACGUGGCUGGCCCUCAUUGAACGGGGAGGCUGUACCUUUACACAUAAAAUCAACGUGGCAGCUGAGAAGGGAGCAAAUGGGGUGAUCAUCUAUAACUAUCCAGGUACGGGCAACAAAGUAUUUCCCAUGUCUCACCAGGGAACGGAUAACAUAGUCGCCGUGAUGAUAGGCAACUUGAAAGGCUUGGAACUGUUGCACUUGAUUCAGAAAGGAGUGUCUGUGACGAUCAUAAUUGAAGUGGGGAGAAUGCACAUGCCUUGGCUGAGCCACUGUGUCAUGUCUCUGAUUACCUUCCUGGCUGCCAGCAUUGCCUACCUCUUCCUGUACUGUGCCUGGAGACCUAGAGUGCCCAACUCCUCCACCAGGCGGCGAAGACAGAUCAAGGCAGAUGUGAAGAAAGCGAUUGCUGAGCUUCAACUCCGAGUGCUCAAAGAAGGCGAUAAGGAACUAGAUCCCAAUGAAGAGAGUUGUGUUAUUUGCUUUGACAUCUACAAACCCAAAGAUGUUGUGCGUAUUUUAAAUUGCAAACAUUUCUUCCAUGAGGCAUGUAUUGACCCCUGGCUUUUAGCCCAUAGGACAUGCCCCAUGUGCAAGUGUGACAUUCUGAAGGCUUAA